Molecule: messenger RNA, 1518 nt
Organism: Coregonus clupeaformis (lake whitefish)
Lineage: Eukaryota; Metazoa; Chordata; Actinopteri; Salmoniformes; Salmonidae
Molecular function (GO): protein binding
Source: RefSeq, a predicted model, not a curated record
AUGGCACUGCACGACGGGAGUUGAGAGAAUGAGUUGCAGGGACAGUGCUCUCUUUUAUCCACGACCUCGUUUGAGGUCAAAGAAGAAAGCAGGCAAUGGGAGUACACACUUGAAAGCUCAAACACGGGGAUACUAGACUUGAUUGACGAAGUCUUUAUUCUCAACUUAUGGCAGCUGGAUCCCACGUCUCUCUUGAGGGUUGGGAGCACCUGCCGAACCUUGUUUUGAGUUUGUUCCUGCAACUCACUCUGGACAAGACACUUACAGAUGUCGUUUGGAGUCCCGUUUGCCACCGCCAACUGCUCCAUCACAGCCAAGAGUGCCUUCUGUUUGAUCUUCAUGUGGAGAACUCUCUUCAGAAAUCUGCACUGUAACCGGUCACUCUAGGAGAAGCUGUUUGCAGAAUUCCCACCACACAAGUACUGGACCCAGUGGCUGGUUCUGGAGGAGAAUGUUCCUCUGCCCUCAGUGAGGCUGCCCUGCGCUGACAUAGAGAGCUUAUGGGGAAUUGAGAAGGAUGUGUUGGCAGGUCCAGUCCAAGAUGAUGAUGAUGAUGAGGGCAACAUGCUGAAGUUUGAAUGGAAGAAGCUGUAUGCUCUUGAGCAUCCUGGAAGUAUUGCCAAUGUUUUCCAGCAUCCUUUCUCCCUGCCUCUACCAGACCACUGCGAGCUGGAGACCAGGUUCAGUCAGUACACCCAGUAUCGGUUCCUGUGGCUCUUUACCUACUGGCUGUUCUGCCAGCCGUCAUCCUUCGACAGGCAGCUCAGGGCCAUCUACCUACAGUGAUGGAAGCACAGUAAGAGGACGGUGGCAUCCUGGGGAGGCACACUGUGUGACGUCCGCUACCUGGCCUCGCUCCACCACGACUACUGGAAGGGCAAGCUGGCCCGGGGUGACGGGACUGUGGGAAUUCAGACGGUGGAGAACUAUUUCUCCAUGUGCAAAUCAAUGGUGGCCUUAAUUUUAAGUGCAUUCCCGCUGAUACAGAUACUGUGCCUAUCGGCAUUUUGUCUGGUGGUGUACGAGGACACCCUGCAGGGCGUGUACCUGCUGCAGGAGACCCUUGUGGAGCACAAGUGGUUCUGGCAGGUAGCCAAGGUCCAGAUUGCCCGAGUGUGCACCCAAGAGACUGCCAUCAACUGGAAGAUAAUCGAGACACUGCCCUACUACAAGUAUUACAUAGUGUCAGGCAAUGCGGUGUACCUAGGGCGCAUGCAGGGCUUCCUCCAAAGGAAGAGGCUGGUCCAUCACUGGAUCUUCCUGGAGCAGAACUCCUGGGUCAGACGGGUGCUGCCUGACAACCUUUACCCUCUGCUGGAGUUUGACACCAAGAUCUCCCAAGGUACAGUAGAACCUCUGUUCUCCAGUUCCAUGCCAGCCCAGCUGAGCAGGGUGAUCUGGCUGUACCUCCACUCUGGACAGAAGCUCUACCUAGAGGUGUGUGCUCAGGCCAGUCUGGGUCACUACUGCAGACUCUCCCCUGGCCCUGGGCUCCCCAUGCAGCUCCAUCUCCACUAG